AUCUACUUUCUCCCACCGCACACCAUUUUCGCGACUCGUCGAUACACAUUACCAACUCACCCACAACUCAUCAGGACUUUUCGGAAUCGUUUCCAUUUCACCAAUUAUUGUCAACCGCAGAAAUGGCCCCCAAGGCAGCAGACAAGAAGCCCGCCAGCAAGGCCCCCGCCACUGCUAGCAAGGCUCCCGAGAAGAAGGAUGCCGGCAAGAAGACCGCCGCAUCUGGCGACAAGAAGAAGCGCACCAAGACCCGCAAGGAGACAUACAGCUCCUACAUCUACAAGGUUCUCAAGCAGGUCCACCCCGACACCGGUAUCUCCAACCGCGCCAUGUCAAUCCUGAACUCGUUCGUCAACGACAUUUUCGAGCGCGUCGCCACCGAGGCAUCCAAGCUCGCCGCAUACAACAAGAAGUCCACCAUCUCCUCCAGGGAAAUCCAGACAUCUGUGCGCCUGAUCCUUCCCGGCGAGCUGGCCAAGCACGCUGUGUCUGAGGGUACCAAGGCCGUCACCAAGUACUCCUCCUCCACGAAAUAAGCGUCUGCAGCUAUUGUUUGUUUGGGCAUUUGGAUCUUGUGCAGCUUCAGCGCCACGGCGCAAGUGGCAAGCACAGGGUUGGGCGUGCAGCCCGCUGGGUUCUAUUAACGCGUUACGGAUGGUUUGCUUUUCUGGGGUCAAUGAUUUCCUGUCACGGUCAACGGGGUUUGCGGUUGUACACUAUUCGAGGUUUGGGACUCGAAAAAUGAGAUUUUACACAUGAU
Molecule: messenger RNA, 760 nt
Organism: Emericellopsis atlantica
Lineage: Eukaryota; Fungi; Ascomycota; Sordariomycetes; Hypocreales; Bionectriaceae
Product: histone H2B-like protein
Exons: 3
Coding region: 123-536 (137 amino acids)
Biological process (GO): nucleosome assembly
Cellular component (GO): nucleosome
Molecular function (GO): structural constituent of chromatin; protein heterodimerization activity; DNA binding
Source: RefSeq, a predicted model, not a curated record